Messenger RNA from Zeugodacus cucurbitae (melon fly), 1622 nucleotides. RefSeq names its product 17-beta-hydroxysteroid dehydrogenase 13-like. The record is from RefSeq and is a predicted model, not a curated record. Lineage: Eukaryota; Metazoa; Arthropoda; Insecta; Diptera; Tephritidae. The transcript is spliced from 6 exons. Gene Ontology annotation, molecular function: oxidoreductase activity, acting on the CH-OH group of donors, NAD or NADP as acceptor. Bases 391 to 1569 code for a protein of 392 amino acids. Gene Ontology annotation, cellular component: lipid droplet.
AACAGCAGGAUUUCAAGAAAACGUUUUGCAUAUUUUUUUUUAUUUAUCGAAUUGUUCCUGAUCUAUGAUUUUUGACCCAUAACUUGGCGACGCUGCGCCUUUUUUCAAUUUGUUUACCUCUUACAAUGUCAAGGAACAUGCGUACCAAGUUUCGUCAAGACACCUCAAUUUUUACUCUAGUCAUCGCUAGUUCGGACGAACUGACAGACGUUUCUCCGCUCUCCGUACCCUAAUCUGCAGUCUCAUAACCGCUACUGGUAAAUAAUCCGACAUAUAUCCACUAGUAGAACAUAAGACCUGUAGCUGGUAUGCUACGUGGUAAAGUUGAGAUUUGUCAUACUAAAACAGAUUGCAUUAGCCACCCUCAAUAAUUAUUUCACUGUAUCUUCAAUGUUUCCAUUCAUUCGAAAGCUUCGUGGAAUGCUGAUCAAAACGUUCACUCGAGCAAUUGAAGUAAAGCUACCUUUCUAUGAUCAGGUCCACUCGCAUGAUCAGUAUACUUUCAGCAGCAAUACUGAUCAGAACAGGUUAUUUCAUAACUCACAGCUCAAAUUAUCCUUUGAUAACAAAUAUCUAAAGAAAUCAGAAAUCUUAUUAACAAUGACGUCUGAUACAUUUAAAAAAAAUCGCGCCUGGCUGUUGGUCGCUCUCUUAUCGUUAUUGAUGCCGAUCAUACUCUUCAUUUCGGUGUUGAUAUAUUUCUACGAUAGUUAUGUGAGAUGUAGACUGUGUAAAAAUAUUGCCGGCGAAGUGGCUGUGGUCACCGGUGCAGCAGGUGGUCUGGGUAAAUGUAUUGCUGCAGAAUUAGCCGCUAAAGGAUGUCAUGUCGCUAUAUGUGAUAUCAAUUUCGAUUUGGCUGUGAUAACGGCAAAGGAAAUCGCCGAUAGAUAUGGCGUUAAGGCAAAAGCCUAUAAGGUAGAUGUCACUAAAUACGAUGAGAUCGUGGAACUCAAUGAGAAACUAACCACCGAAAUUGGGGCUGCCACUAUACUCGUGAAUAAUGCAGCGUUGCUGUAUCAUGCAGACCAACUGAAUCCCACAGUAGAAGAAUUUGAAGCGAUGAUAAAUGUUAAUUAUAUAUCACAUUUAUGGACAAAUCGUGUAUUCCUGGAGAAUAUGAAAUGCGCCAAGAAAGGACAUAUUGUAGCUAUAAGCUCUAUGGCCGCCAUCAAAACAGUGCUACAAAUGGAGCCAUAUUGCAGUGCUAAAACCGCUGUACGCACCCUAAUGCGUGUCUUACGCGCCGAGCUGCGACUUAACAAUAUUACGGGCAUUGACGUGACCACAGUGUUUCCCUCAUUUAUGACAACUAACGUCGGUGUGGAGCAGUUUGCUCGAGAUAGCGGUUAUGCCGAAAUAUAUCCAUUGUACAGUGGCGAAGAGAUGGCGCAAAGAACCGUACGCGGUAUGCUGCGCGGUGAAGUGGAGAUUGUAAUGCCGGAAUACUAUAUGAUCAUCUAUCGUUUUAUAGCUAUUUUGCCGUCAUGUGUACAGGAUUUGUUGGCUUUUAGUCCAUCACUUGCUAAAUCUACUUACUUACGCGCAUUGGAGGCAAUGAAAAAACUUUAGAAUUUUUGUAUUAUUUUCUUAUAGAAUCUUCUGUUAUUGUGUUUAUUUCAACA